Molecule: messenger RNA, 990 nt
Organism: Colletotrichum orchidophilum
Lineage: Eukaryota; Fungi; Ascomycota; Sordariomycetes; Glomerellales; Glomerellaceae
Product: meiotically up-regulated 80 protein
Exons: 1
Coding region: 1-990 (329 amino acids)
Biological process (GO): regulation of cyclin-dependent protein serine/threonine kinase activity
Cellular component (GO): nucleus; cyclin-dependent protein kinase holoenzyme complex
Molecular function (GO): cyclin-dependent protein serine/threonine kinase regulator activity; protein kinase binding
Source: RefSeq, a predicted model, not a curated record
AUGCCCGGAGGUGUCUGUGCCGUUCUCGAUUACGAGGUCGACCAAAUGGCCGAGUUCGUUGCCGAGAUGGCAACCCGCGUUGUCAUGCCGUUGUCGACCACCGCCGUCACGCCUCCGUUCCGCAAGUUCGUCUCGCAGAUCCUGUCAUCGACGAGAUUGCCCAAGAGCACCAUCCUCCUCGGCAUGAACUAUCUCGCGAAGCGGGUCAACACUCUCAAGCAAAACAACCCAUCGUAUACUGUACCGGAGGGACAAGUCUGGCGCAUGUUGACCGUGUCCCUGCUGCUCGGCAGCAAGUUCUUGGACGACAACACCUUCCAGAACCGUUCUUGGUCUGAGGUGAGCGGUAUUCCAGUUGCUGAGCUCAACGCUCUGGAACAUGAGUGGCUGGAGCAGUCUGGCUGGCGUCUUUACGUCAACCUCGAUUACAGCGCGGACUACAAGGCUUGGCUUACCAGCUGGGAUGAUUGGAAGGUCCUCAAGGACCAGGCUGCGGCGAGAGUCACUCGAGAGAGGCUCGUCCCCACCAUCGACACCAACAUCAAUAGAUACGGUGGACGAUCCGCCUAUCAUACGUUUGUUCAGCAGCAAGCGGCUGAAUACGAGCGCUACGAGGCCAUCAAGCGCAACGAGCUGGCUCACCAGCAAGCCUAUGGCAACUGGAACUGGCAAAAUGCCCCGCUCACUCCUCCCGAUUCUGGCUAUGGCACGCCCGAAUAUAUUAAUUCAGCCACUUCGGCCAAUGCCCGCUACAAUGAUUGGUUCUCUCAGGCCGCUACAACGGGUCAGUGGAACACUCGCUACCAACAGCCGUCGCACAACUACUAUGGUCAUCGCCACAACCAACAGAACUACUCCGGACACUAUGGCUACCAGCAAAACAUGUGGGAACAUGGUGUUGCUGAGUGUAGCUGUGCGAACUGCGUUGGCCCUGCUAAGCCAUCUACGUACUUCACUCACCCCAACUUUGGCCAGCCUGUGAUGGGCUAA